Molecule: messenger RNA, 877 nt
Organism: Tachysurus vachellii
Lineage: Eukaryota; Metazoa; Chordata; Actinopteri; Siluriformes; Bagridae
Product: E3 ubiquitin-protein ligase CCNB1IP1
Exons: 5
Coding region: 84-854 (256 amino acids)
Biological process (GO): reciprocal meiotic recombination
Cellular component (GO): synaptonemal complex
Molecular function (GO): ubiquitin protein ligase activity
Source: RefSeq, a predicted model, not a curated record
CGUAGCAUGUGAACGCACCAUAACGAGGACCCAACUUUUCCCAAUCGCCAAAUACUCGCUAACCUUCUAACGGUUUUGUAGCCAUGUCUGUGAACGAGUACAGCCUGAUUUGUAAUUUCCCAAAGUGUCGAGGCAAGUUGAGUGGCUUUGGCUGGGUGACGGCCUGCUCUCAUAUCUUCUGUGAUCGACACGGCUCUGGGGAGUUCAGCCGAACUCCGGCUAUUUGCCCUGCCUGUUCUUCUGCCCUGUCAGGAAAACUGGACAUCGUGCGUACUGAGCUGGCGCCGUCAGAGCAGUACAAGGCCAUGGUUUUGGUCGGAAUGCGACCUGAGACCAUUCUGGAUAUCAGCCAUCGAGCACUGGCCUUUUGGACAUACCAGGUAAACCAAGAAAGGUUGCUUAUGGAGUAUAGUUUGUCCAGAGCAGAAGUGCAAGUUGGCCAAAUGGAGAAGGUGAUGGCACAGCAGCAUCAAUCCAAAGAGCUUGAGCUCAGUGCACUGCGAGAAGAGAUAGCAUCACUCAAUAAGAGGCUGGAAGAAUAUAAGCGAAAAUAUAGUGAAGUUUCAGAACUUCUGAUGAAGAGAAACAGGCAAUAUCAGAAGCUACAGGGGCUGUUUGAGACCUUGAGGCUACGCACCAUGGAGGCGUCUGAGAAGGACAGACCGAACCUGGCUGCUCAUGUUUUCCCCUCUGGAAUAAUUAGACAGCACUCUCCUCACACCACUUCUCCUUUCUUAGCUGUGGGUCCAGAAGGUGACAAGCUCUUCCCUUCUUUCCUAGAACCAGAGGGCUUCAAAAGCUUUUUCCAGUUUAGCUCUCCACCAAGAGAGCAUUCCUACAUAAAGAAAAACUAACUGCAUAACAGACUUUAUGCAUC